This is a messenger RNA of Cyphellophora attinorum, 2058 nucleotides long. RefSeq lists its product as uncharacterized. The transcript is spliced from 4 exons. Gene Ontology annotation, cellular component: membrane. The record is from RefSeq and is a predicted model, not a curated record. The coding region runs from base 1 to 2058 and encodes 685 amino acids. Lineage: Eukaryota; Fungi; Ascomycota; Eurotiomycetes; Chaetothyriales; Cyphellophoraceae.
AUGUCUACCUCCCCAUUCCGACACCCCUCCCACGCCCAUCCACAGGACAAGAUCCUCUCAUCAGCCGACUGCCCGACCUGCCAGACCGACCGGAAACGCGCCCGCGCCACCGACGGCAUCCUAGCCUGCCUGACGGUCCUCUGCCCGCCCGCGGUAGCGUAUAUCAAAAGUGGCCGGAAGCAGGAUGUCUGGUUGAAUUUGGGGCUGACGCUUUUUGGAUGGGGGCCUGGGAUGUUGCAUGCGUGGUACUUAAUUGUGCUGCAUCCGGGUAUUCACCAUAGGCAUGAGGUCGUCCAUUACAAUGGACCAGAAUUGGGAACGAUGGAUGGACAGACCCGGAGUGCUAUCACACUGGCGCCGCCGCCACAGCCUCGGGCCCUCAAGUGUAUGGCGGCCAGCUGGUGGGAUCGGGCCACUACGACGACAGUCCCGCCAUCACCACUGAGGGUGCUCCCAUCACCACUGAGGGUGCUCCUGGCGGGAGAGUCCAUGACAAUGAUUGUGGCAUGGAUGGUGAUCGAAGUGGCAAGGCCGAGCACUGGCGCCGAGUAUGAGCAAGCCGUUACCGGAUACAGACUGGCCUCGAUAUUCUCCUGGAGGCGGAGCUGGCAAGACCGCAUCGUAGGCGGCAUAUCUGCUCAGUCAUUCAAGGAUCUCGAACACAGACCAGACUUCAUUACGUGGUUGUUGGAGAGAGGAAUCACCACCGGACGCCACCCAAUCAUCACAAUCGGCGAUUCCAAGUACUCAGCAGCGCUCCAUCAUCUGCGCAGCCGCCUGGAUACUUGGUCCUACGGCAACGACCUGGUAGUGUUGUGUCUCGACGAAGAAUGUGCCGACGACAAGAACUUCAAUGGCUGGCGGGUUCCCCUGGACCCUGAGCGCCCUACUAUGGAACAGGUUGCGGAAGUGAAGCUCACUAUCAGUAUUGAUCUCCUCCGGGCUGCUUUUGACUUCGUAUUCCUCGACGGUGAUGUGUAUCUUACAGGAUUUAGAGACCCUUUUCAAGAUAUGUUGUCGCCAGGAAAUAAAACCUGGGACAUACAAUUCCAGAGAGACUUUCAGCCACCCUCGCCAUUAUUGAAUAUCGGGUGGUACUUUGCCCGAGCGACAGACGCCACAAAGGAGUAUUUCCAUCGCUCAUACCAGCAGUGGCUGGUAACAAAAGCAUGGGACCAGGCGGUAAUGAACGAAGUAGCUGCUCAGAUGGAAGCUGCCAACAGACUAAGAGUGCACCGGUUAGACUUAUCUCGCUUCAGAAACUACAUGUUAGAGAACGCCGAGGCUUCGUUGUUUAGUACCGAGGAAAAAGCAGCGCAGUUCAUCGACGAGUCCACGAUGAUACACUAUACCUGUGUUGAGACCAACCUCAAAGGCUAUUUCGGUUCAACAUUUGGCGGCUCGACUGAUCACAACAAGCUGUACAGUCAGCCACCACCAAUGAUUGCAGUCGCCAAUAUCACCGGGACCAGUGAAGCUAUCAUGCACCAGCUCGCUUUUGCCCUGAGCGUGGCGAGAGAAACCGAUCGCGCUCUGACAUGGCCGCACAGUGUAUUCGCCAUCCAGCAACGACCCGAAGACGAUUCCACGAAGCAUUUCAUACGUCCAGCAUUGCCCACAAUACAAGUCGUGAACUAUGCGCACGCUCAGACCCUGGGAGUCGACUUGCUAGAGAGCAGAUUCUUACACAACCGGCAGCGGCAUGUCCCUGAAGCAGCGGCGACUCAGCAGGUGCUUCUUGACGUUGUGAAACAGCCACCUCGGCAGCUGAAGCAAGCGAUACUCGAUCUGCCAGGCCACGUGGUUCCCACACUCGACUUCAGCGCCCUCAGUGACCCAGAAAAGCCAUGGCUUCGCACCACUGACGAACAGGAAGGGUUAUACUACGAAGUGACAAGCACGGACUACGCGGAUUAUCUUGAGCAAGUCUCGAGCUCCUUCGAAUCGCGUCUUCAGGAUAUCGGCAUAGCAGACUCUUCGAAGGAGAUGUUGUCCAACCUGCAGAUGUGUGGUAAUGCUGACCGGGACGCCGAAUGUUUGGCCGUGUGUGCAAGCUGA